This is a messenger RNA of Cutaneotrichosporon oleaginosum, 1005 nucleotides long. Its product is annotated as 60S ribosomal protein eL6. Gene Ontology annotation, biological process: cytoplasmic translation; ribosomal large subunit assembly. NCBI's taxonomy places the organism in Eukaryota, Fungi, Basidiomycota, Tremellomycetes, Trichosporonales, Trichosporonaceae. Gene Ontology annotation, cellular component: cytosolic large ribosomal subunit; ribosome. Gene Ontology annotation, molecular function: structural constituent of ribosome; RNA binding. The record is from RefSeq and is a predicted model, not a curated record.
CUGUAACCCUCAACAACACAAAAGUGCGCCGCGCCGCCGAACUCGCUGACGACAGAUGGCCCGCUCUACCCCGAUCUCGCGCCACGUCGGCCGUCUGUCGCGCUCGCAGGUCGCCGCCAAGCGCGGUCUCUACAAGGGCAAGAAGACCGCCGCCCCCGCCAAGAAGGUCGAGACCCCCGCUACCACCGAGAAGACCGUUGGCGGCAAGGCCAACGGCCAGAAGCGCUCGAUCCCCACCGCCAAGGCGUCGAAGUACUACCCCGCCGAGGACGUCCGCAAGCCCAAGCAGGCUCGCAAGCUCGCCGCCAAGGCCGGCCUCCGCGCCUCGAUCACCCCCGGCACUGUCCUCAUCCUCCUUGCCGGCCGCUUCUCGGGCCGCCGUGUCGUCUUCCUUAAGCAGCUCGACUCGGGUCUCCUCCUCGUGACCGGCCCCUUCAAGCUCAACGGUGUUCCCCUCCGCCGCGUCUCGCAGGCGUACGUUAUCGCCACCUCGACCAAGGUCGACAUCGCGGGCCUCAAGGUCCCUGAGUCGGUCAACGACGCCUACUUCGCCAAGGCCAAGUCGGCCAAGUCGACCAAGGAGGGCGAGUUCUUCGGCGAGAAGGGCGAGAAGAAGGCCUUCCCCGAGGACAAGAAGUCCGAGCAGAAGAGCGUCGACGCCCCCGUCCUCGAGGCCGUCAAGAAGGUCGACAACCUCGCCAAGUACCUCAAGGCGUCGUGGGGCCUCUCCAAGGGCGACCGCUUCCACGAGCUCAAGUUCUAAGUGCAUUUGUUAGAGCUGGGGUCGGGCGCUGGGCAUGGUAAUGCAUGCAUGUACUACCUUCACGCAUGGCGUGAGCGGGGAUCUUGUGUUUACAGGCGCGGCAGGGGAGGACGGGCGAUUGCAGGCGAUGGAAUGGUGUGCGCCGGCGAGCGGUAGCAUGGCGAAGUCCACGUCCAGCACUGCCCGUUUCUGGCCCGUUUCUGGAUCAAGUGUUGCGCAGAGCGCAGAGUGCGCACAGCGCG